UUGUCCAAAUGCAGCCGAGAGCCAGACUGCUAAAGGAGCAAAGGAGCCACUAAUAAUUGCCAGUACUUUCCUACGUGUCUUCCCCACUCCAAGAAAAAGCAGUUUUAGGCAAUCUAAAAGGGAAUUGCAUUUGAAUCAUACUAUUCAAAUAUAGUCUUGCUAGGGCCGUAUUUGGAGUAGUUGUAGCAAUUGCUUCCUUUGGACGCACAGGCAAGGAGCUGUUUUUUAUUUAGUAAUUGCUUUCUCAUGCUGGUGGACUGUCUCUAAGAAGCUUCUGGCAUGUUUGCCUACGUCGUCCUCGCUCGUAGAUGCCUCUUAAUCCAUUCAUAGUAUAGUUCUGUGCAGUCUGCUCAUCCCCAGUGCUCCUGUAUAAGUCUACUGAAUGCCAGGCGAGCGGAGAUACAGUGCCAUCCAUGUAGCUGUGUGCACCUGGCACAGGUGCCUCAUCAGAAGUAGGAAAGUCCUUCACCUUGUGGCGUUGACCAGCAGCAGAGGAAUCAGUGAGGAAUCCAACAGAAGAGGGAAGUGGAAAACAUUGGUGGGUGGUUCUGUUCUGAGGAUGGCAGCUGAGUUCAGUUACAGUUCCUCUUUCCACCUUUUUGCUGUCAUGCGGCUGCUUUGGAGCAAGUGGCGUGUGCCACGAGGAGACCUGCUCGAUCUCUUCCUCAUGUGAAAUAGUUCCUUUCACACUCCUCUUGCAACCACGGAAGCUCUGGGGUGUCGGGGGCUUCUCAUCAGCCCAGCUGCUUUCCUACUCCAGAUGGUUUGAAAGUUUGCGUACUGUUUUACAGCCUGUGCGCUGACUGCCAGACUUCGAUCCAUAAAACCAGACCAAAUAAGGACAAAAAUCCGCUUAUCAGUGGCCCAAGAAAAAGUAUUUGUUGCUUGGGUUAGAACCCAUGCGUGCCUGCUGGAGCGCUUCUGAUCUGAAGGACUGGAAAUAUUUUAGGAUAGGAUAUAAGACAACUAACAACAAGAUCGCCAUCAUUGUGGUGGUGAAAAGUGCAGAAUGCAGUUCUUGGUAACUUAUCUUACAUAAGCCACCUGCUCGCUGAUGUUGCUCAAUAUCUGAUCUUCCAUGUAUCCUGAAUAUUGGUAGUGGUAAUUGAAACUGGUAGGAGUUGAAGUGCAUAGCAACUGGGGGACAGCAGGUUGGGGAAGACCGUUGUACCAUCUUUCGGAAGGCAGAAUUAUGGACCGGCCCUACCGUCGGGCAGAGGCCUCUUCUGACUUGGGCACCGAUUUUGCGUUCCAGGAAAGGGCAGCAAAUUGCUUAUUUGAUACGGUAUUGCGAUAUUUUAAUGGCCAGAAUGGUAAAGAGGCACUUCUCAGGUUUCCUGCCUCAGCUGCCAGAAAUAACACGACCCUCGUUCGGCACUCUGCUCCAUGACUUGGGAGGAGUGGGUUCCCCUUGUUUCUUGCCUCGGGCAGCAAAAUCGCUUGGGUUGCCCAGGAGUGAAGGAAUACAAUGUCUAAACCAAGAAAGGGAAUUUGACUCAUGUUUAUGAAGAACUAGCAUUAAUGACUCAGGACUGUAUUUAUUGAGAGCUGAACUUUUUACAAAGAACAGGUAAAGAAAGGUAUCUGAACAAAGCUUGUGAAUGUAUAUAAGCUUUAAUGGCAAACAAUGCGCUGUUUAUUGCAAAAUUGCAGCCUUUGGCUGCAUGGCUCUUGGUAACUCCUGUCUGCACACACAACUGCUGUUUUGGCUUUUAAAAAGCGAAGUCCAGUAAGGAGUGUACACGGUUGACAAGAGCUGUCAGUAGAUCUAGAGAGGCAGAUAAUUCUCCGUUCUCCAAAACAAUGCACGGCCGCUUCUAUUAUUUCACUGUCUGUAUAUCCCUGCCUUCUCCGGAGGAAUGAUUAUCCUGCUCUUCAGGAGAGUGUUGUCUGCCCGUGCAGGCAGAAAAGGCCUGCUUCUGUUGCACGGCACAUGCUGACUCUCUUCCACCCAUGUUGCCUUUCAGAGAAUGGCUGCUCCCUGUGUCCCGAGCUCCUCGUCUCUGUUGCUGAGCCAGGGUGCGAUGGGUAUCCUUCGCUGGACUCUCCCGAGAACUAUAAGCUGAGCCUUUCGGAGCAGCAGAUGCUUCUCACGGCGGACAGCGUCUGGGGAGCGCUCCGAGGGUUGGAGACCUUCAGCCAGCUCGCCAGGAGAGACGAUGUUGGGACAUUCUACGUGAACAAGACGGAGGUUGUCGACUUCCCCCGCUUUCCCCACCGAGGCCUGCUGCUUGAUACCUCUCGCCACUACCUGCCCCUGAGAGCCAUCCUGGAGACGCUGGAUGUCAUGGCCUACAGUAAGUUCAACGUGUUCCACUGGCACAUUGUGGAUGACCCAUCCUUUCCGUACGAGAGCAUGGUGUUCCCCGAUCUCAGCCUGAAGGGGGCCUACAACCCUGCCACACACGUGUACACGGCCAGCGACGUGAAGACGGUGCUUGAGUACGCCCGGCUGCGCGGGAUCAGGGUGAUCGUGGAGUUUGACACACCUGGCCAUACCCUCUCGUGGGGCGCAGGCGCCCCCGGCUUGUUGACACCUUGCUAUAGCGGCCCGAAGCCGUCUGGAUCCCAUGGGCCAGUCAACCCCAUCCUCAACACAACCUACCAGUUCAUGAGCGCGUUCUUUGCCGAGAUCAGCGCGGUCUUCCCCGACUUCUACGUUCAUCUGGGCGGAGAUGAGGUUGACUUCACCUGCUGGAAGUCUAACCCAGAUAUCCAGGCAUUCAUGCAGAAGAUGGGGUUUGGCCAGGAUUACACCAAGCUUGAAUCAUUCUACAUCCAGAGGCUGCUGGAUAUCGUCUCUUCCUACCGCAAGGGCUACGUGGUGUGGCAGGAGGUUUUUGAUAACGCCGUGAAGGUGAAGCCCGACACCGUCAUACAGGUGUGGAAAGAGAACGGCGGGUCCUACCAGGCGGAGAUGGCCCGCGUCACCAGCGCCGGCUACAGGGCCCUGCUCUCUGCUCCGUGGUACCUUAACCAUAUCGCCUAUGGACAGGAUUGGCUGGGGAUUUACCAGGUGGAACCUCUGGAAUUUGAAGGCAGCCCUGAGCAGAAAGCGCUGGUGAUCGGCGGAGAGGCCUGCAUGUGGGGCGAAUACGUGGAUGUGACGAACUUGACUCCCAGGCUUUGGCCCAGAGCGGGGGCCGUGGCUGAGAGGCUGUGGAGCAACAGGACGGUGAGGAACCUGCAAGACGCUUACGCAAGGCUGGCCGACUUCCGAUGCACCUUGCUCAGACGAGGGAUCCAGGCGGAGCCGCUCUUUACAGGAUACUGUGACUAUGAGUACAAUGGAUUUUGACUCUCGCAGUCUGUUCCUGUAUUUUGUUGUGUCACAUGUGGGAAAGAGGGGAGCGUGUGUGUCAUGAAUGCUUCCGUGGAAUCGGUCUGUUGUGGAUCCUAGAUUCCGGGGUUGGUUAAAGAAGCACUUUUGCGGGUGGGAGAUAUAAUUAUGAGCGGCCAGAACAAUCAAUGCAAUAGAGCCAGAAGGAAAAGUG
Messenger RNA from Varanus komodoensis (Komodo dragon), 3494 nucleotides. RefSeq names its product hexosaminidase subunit alpha (gene HEXA). The transcript is spliced from 13 exons. Gene Ontology annotation, biological process: carbohydrate metabolic process; ganglioside catabolic process; glycosaminoglycan metabolic process. Gene Ontology annotation, cellular component: membrane. Lineage: Eukaryota; Metazoa; Chordata; Lepidosauria; Squamata; Varanidae. The coding region runs from base 1934 to 3298 and encodes 454 amino acids. The record is from RefSeq and is a predicted model, not a curated record. Gene Ontology annotation, molecular function: beta-N-acetylhexosaminidase activity.